ACAUAUGUUGUGGUUCUGGUGGUCCUGCACGAAACGGGCAUUAUUCUUCUGCUGGCGAAUUAUAUAAGACGAUACCACCAACAACACCUGAAGAUUGUUGUAGAGCAUGUUAUAAAGAUUCUAUAUGUGAUAGUUAUGAAUUCAUCAUUGCUGUUGAUUAUGAUGGUAAUGUUGCUAAGGCAGUUUGUAAUUUCUAUAAGGGAAGCGAUUGCAAUCUAGGUUGGGUUACCUCCACUGAUGCUGUUGAAUAUGGAGUUGUAAAUUGUGGUUUUUUUUGUACUGAUCUCACAGAAACAAUUUCUCCUAUUAGAAAUGAUAAAUUUCUUGAAGGAGAUUUCAAACCAAUAUUAAGUGAUAUCAAACCACCAAUAUUUGCUGAACUAAUAAACAAAAAAUAA
Racocetra fulgida is the source of this 398-nucleotide messenger RNA. NCBI's taxonomy places the organism in Eukaryota, Fungi, Glomeromycota, Glomeromycetes, Diversisporales, Gigasporaceae. The record is from the annotation of a GenBank genome assembly.